Molecule: messenger RNA, 1017 nt
Organism: Gasterosteus aculeatus aculeatus (three-spined stickleback)
Lineage: Eukaryota; Metazoa; Chordata; Actinopteri; Perciformes; Gasterosteidae
Product: olfactory receptor 11A1-like
Biological process (GO): G protein-coupled receptor signaling pathway; detection of chemical stimulus involved in sensory perception of smell
Cellular component (GO): membrane
Molecular function (GO): G protein-coupled receptor activity; odorant binding; olfactory receptor activity
Source: RefSeq, a predicted model, not a curated record
CAAUCUAGUGCUGUUUAUGUCAGAUAAAUAUUAUUUGUUAUCAUCUCACUGCAUUUAUUAUCAAUGGAUUAUAGAUUAAAUGUGACUUAUAUAACUUUUGGUGGGUAUGUGGAAGUGCACAUAUAUAGAUAUCUGUAUUUUGUUGUCAUGUUUACGGUGUAUAUUUUAAUAAUUAGCAGUAAUGUCACUAUUGUGUGCAUCAUAAUGAUUCAUAAAAACCUGCAUGAGCCAAUGUACAUUUUCAUUGCAGCUUUGUUAAUCAACUCUGUUCUUUUCAGCACUGCUAUCUACCCAAAGCUUUUGAUUGACUUUUUAUCAGAAAAACAGAUCAUAUCUUAUCCAGCAUGUCUCCUCCAGUGGUUUUCCUCUCACUGGUUAGCCGUUUCAGAUUUCUUUCUCUUGUCCAUCAUGGCCUAUGACAGAUAUGUGUCUAUAUGUAACCCUCUGCAAUAUACAACCAUCAUGCAAAGAACAACUGUUUACAUUUUCCUGUGUUCAGCUUGGAUUCUGCCUGCUUGCUUGGUUUCAGUACUAAUAUUACUAAAUGCUAAAAGAAAAAUCUGUACGUUUCAUUUGAAAGGAAUACUUUGCAACAGCUCAGUUCAAACACUUCAAUGUGCGAGAUCACUAAUAGUGAAUAUAUAUGGCUUAAUUCUUGUUACUUUUUUACUUUUCCCUGUAGUCUUUAUAUUUUUCACGUACAGCAAGAUACUUGUAGUAUCGUAUCGAUGUAGAGGAGUCAGGAGAAGAGCUGCACAGACCUGUUUACCCCAUCUGCUGGUUCUAAUCAACUUUACCUGUUUAAUUUCAUAUUCUUUAAUUCUUGAUCAACUGGAACUUGAUUCUCCAAAAACUGUACGCUUUAUAAUAACUAUACAAGCUGUAAUAUAUCAACCUCUUUUUAAUCCACUCAUUUAUGGACUGAAAAUGAGGAGAAUUUAUGAUCACCUUAAGAAGCUCUUCUGCAGAAUGGUGUUGUGUCUUCACACUGACGAAUCUCAGUGUUUUGUGUCAUAA